Messenger RNA from Pyricularia grisea, 606 nucleotides. RefSeq lists its product as uncharacterized. Lineage: Eukaryota; Fungi; Ascomycota; Sordariomycetes; Magnaporthales; Pyriculariaceae. The record is from RefSeq and is a predicted model, not a curated record. The coding region runs from base 1 to 606 and encodes 201 amino acids. The transcript is spliced from 3 exons.
AUGAAGAUCAGAACGAAGGGCUAUUUGAAAGCCAUGCUCGGAAAAGAAAAUAUCAGCUUUUGUCCAACAUCGAGUUCUUUGAAGAGCCGACUCCAGCGCCGUUGUUUACCGACAGCACUUGGGGGGUUGACCCAGCAGUACUUGACCGAAAUAAUUCCUCCACACCAUCCCAAGAGGCUUGAGCCGCUGGUGAAUUGCAACGAUUUCAUCAGGAUCCUAUGGCCUCUGAUGAAAAAUCGGUGCAAACGGUACCGGAGAAUGACGAAUCUAGGUCUACUGAAAGGUAUCGCUGACAGCCUGAAAUGUCUCUGGAAAACAGCCAGCAAAGCAAAGAACUCGCCUUCGUUGCAACUGGAAGGAUUGCCGAUACAACGCCGCAACUUUGAGACGCAUGUGCACCAACAUCGAAAAUGUCCCAAAGGGGAUUGCCCAUGGGAAGGGACGGAAGAUGAGAAAGAAAAGAAACGUCAUGUUUGGAAGACUCACAGGAUAUGGGCGGCCGAAAACAAGUACUCUAGUAUAGGGGGAGAGUGUCCUACAUGUGGCGCAAAAUUUGCGCGACAGGACUAUGUAGUUCGUCAUCAGAGAAGAAAACACGGCGGAUGA